AUGGAGAGAUUCAAGGGGUUUUUUAGCAGCAAGAAGAAGAAAUGGCUAAAAUCAGCGUCCAGCAGCGACUCUACUCUCCCUGCUCAACCUGGCAGCAGUCGUCGAUCCCAGACACCUCCGUCCGUUAAUUUCCCUGAUGGGGUUGAAGUGCUGCAUAACUGCCCUGACGCCAGCGUUGACAUCUGCUUUAUCCACGGCUUGACUGGCGACCGAGACAAGACCUGGACAGGCGAUGGGCAAAGCAGGCCCUGGCCAGAGACACUACUUCCAUCCCAGCUACCUAGAGCUCGCAUCCUUACUUACGGCUACGAUGCAUACGUAGUCAGAGCAUCGGUUGCAUCGUCGAACCGGCUGAUCGACCAUGCCACGAAUCUUCUGAACGAUCUGACGACGGAUAGAGCUCGCAACGGCGUCGUAUCCCGCCCUCUGAUAUUCGUCGCUCACAGCCUUGGAGGGCUCGUCUGUAAGGAGGCCAUCCUCCUCUCACGAAACAACCCUGAGCCUCACCUCCGAGGCCUGUUUGAAUACACCAAGGCCAUCGCAUUCAUGGGCACUCCGCACGGGGGUUCCUCGCUGGCCGGGUGGGUAAAGAUGCCUGUCUCGGCUUUUGGGCUUAUACAGACCGGGAACAAAGCGCUGCUACAACUCCUGCAGACGAAAGACCAGUUUCUAGAAUCCGUUGACGUCAGCUUUUCGUCGAUGAUACGGGAAGUGCGAGAAGCCGGCAGACGUUUCGAGGUGACUUGCUUCUUUGAAGAACUUGGCAAGGCGGGUGUGGGCACGAUCGUGUCCAAGGAGUCCGCGACGCUUGAAAGUUACAACUCCUUCAGCAUCCACGCCAACCAUAGCGACAUGGUCAAGUUCAGCUCUGCGGAAGACACUGGGUUCCAAAGGCUGCUCGGCGAGCUGGUCAGGUGGGAAUCGCAGAUCGGCGGCGACUCAGCAGCUCGACCACCAGGAGAAGAAGAAGCAGCAAAAGCCGACAGGCCGGUCAGUACCAGGGCCGCCGUCCCUGUUGCUAUCUCCCAUUACGGCUCUGGCAACCAGUUCAACGCGCUCGGGGGCAGCCAGAACAACAACACGGGCAGCGGCAACCAGUUCCUGGGUAACAUCAGUGGGCCGGUGACCUUCGCCUACAAAUAG
Molecule: messenger RNA, 1143 nt
Organism: Nannizzia gypsea CBS 118893
Lineage: Eukaryota; Fungi; Ascomycota; Eurotiomycetes; Onygenales; Arthrodermataceae
Product: SesB protein
Exons: 1
Coding region: 1-1143 (380 amino acids)
Source: RefSeq, a predicted model, not a curated record